GGGCGGCCAGCCAGAAAAAGAAAAGCCAAGAACAGCACAUCAGAAGUGGAGAACAACAAUCACAAUCGGCGGCAUUCUCCGGACCCAGUAUUGGUGGGUGUGACUCCAGUCGGUCGCAGUGAUUGAUUGUAACAAUCCGCUGCCAUGGCUUCGUCCUCCAACAACCCCUCAGCUCUUCUGGAAGAGGACUCCAACGCCAUGAUGGAUACGCUCCCCUUGGCCGAGAGUACCUUGAUUAUGGAGGGCGACCUGGCGCCCUUGGGCCAGAUCCCUCAUCGACAAUCCUCCUUGAACGCCAAUUUGGAGAGCCGAACCGCUAUGUCCCUGGGUGGGCUUUCCACCAUCCCGGGGGCCCAUGAGGAUGAACCCGAAGAGGACGAGGAAGAUGAGGACGAGUUUCCCGAAGAGGACGACGAGGAUGACCCGGGCGAUGAGGACGAGGACGACGAAGAGGAUGAGGAUGCGGUGGAAGAUGAGGAAGAUUCCUUACUCGAGGAUAUGGACGAUGAAAGCAUGAGCAUGACCACCAUGAAUGUGGGUGAUGUCACGCUGGGCACGGAUUUCGACGAUAGCCUCAUGGGCGGGGAAGAUGAUGAAGAGGAGGAGGAGGAAGACGACGACGAGGAAGAAGAGGAGGGCAAUGAAAGCGGCGCCCCGGAAGAUGUCUGGAAAGAUCGACGUAUCCUCAAUCCAGCGCUGAAAGCCGUAGUCGAACUCACCACAGAUUCCGCCACCAACUCCGGCGGUCAAAGUCCGGCUAGUUCCACGCCAGAUCCUCAAAAAGAGGAUGAAGCAGAUCCCGAGCCCAAACCGCGGAAGAAGCGAGGCCGGCCUUCGAGGGCGGAAAUGGCGCGACGAGCCAAGGCGAGGGAAGAGGCCGGUGAAACGCCCGUCGACGAGCCCAAGAAGACGCGGCGUCGUACCAACCCCAAAAAGGUAGAACUCGACGAGAACGGACAACCCGUGGUCAAGCGACGGGGUCGGAAGCCCAUGCCGCCUGAGGUCAAAGCCCGAAUCAAGGAGGAGAAACGUCUGCAGAAGAUCGAAGAACGCAAACAAAAGCGGCUUAAGGCUCGACGGGAUCGUGGCGAAGAUGUGGAAAGCUCGGGUACGGGUAAGAAACGACAACGCGGUCGCCGUGCCAAAGUAUUGUCCGAAGAGGAGCUGGCCGAGCGUGAGCGCAUUCGCAAGCAAAAGUAUGAGGAGUUCAAGCAACAGAAGCGAGAGAAAGCCCAACAACGGUUGGAACGGAAUGCGGCUUUGCGCGAGUUCCGGAAGAAGAAGAAAGAGGAAGAAAAGAAACAACGCGAGGAGUAUGAGAAACGUAUGCAGAACCUCCGAGCCAGCUUCUUGGACGAGAACUCGCACAUGUCAGCCGGAGGUGCGGGCGAGGAAUCCAUCCUCGACGAGAGUUCCAUGCAGUCCGCGGGGGGAAGUAAGUUACCCCGAUGGGCCAUGGGCAAUCUGGAGUUGUCCCAGCUCAAACAGAUCAAACAAGUGAGUGCGGAAACUCUCUUCGAGUAUUGUUGGCCACCGGGUGGAAAGAUCUCGGAAUACUACUUCUUGCAAGAGCAAGUCACGGAAUAUCUGGCUAUCAAAUCCUUCAAGCGCAAGUACCCGCAUUGUCUACGACGCAAUGUGGAGGCCGAGGAGCGAGAUUUCCUCGUCGAGAUGAAAAUCGUCAACGAAACUCAAGCCGAUUUGGGCCUCACGGCCAUCCCCGCCACUCAGGUGCUGGACAUCAUGUCUCAGGACUUCUACGAUAAGUACGAUGUGUACAUGACCGUCAAGUCCGAAAGGAAAGACCGAAUGAAUCGACAAACCAAUUACAGUACCGUGACCAUAGAAAAGCACAAGUUUGCAGAUUUCGUCGAGAAAGCCGUCCAAUCCGCUUCAGAUUGGAACAAACAGCUCAACCAAGAGAAGCGGGAAAAGCGACGCGCUUAUUUCGACAUGCAGACCUUCAUCAUCCAAAGACCGAUGAACAAUCGUGGCCGGAUGAAAGUACUACCUACUCCAAAAUUGGGGAACUACCCCGUGGCCUUGAUUCCAGGACAGUUUGUGGAUUACUACAAGACAUUGACCCCCGCCCAGUUAUCAUAUUUGCCUUUGAACACCACUUUGCAUGGUCCACCCCCGGCGCAAAUGCGCUUAUCGGAUAUUGGAUCUGAUGGCAAAGACUCCGCGGUGGGUUCCAGUGAUUGCGAUUCCUCAUCGAGUUCCGAUGAUUCGGAUUCCGAUAGCAGUUCGUCUUCGGAUUCGUCUUCGGAGGAUGAGGGUGAGAAACCUAAUGUGGAUAAGGACAAGGAGGUCGACGAGAAAGAGAAAGACAAACCAUCGGCAGACGAUGAAAAGCCAGACAAACCUAUUGAUGCCGAGGUACCUGGAGCCACGUGCAAGAUUUGUACUGGUGAUCGUGUUCGGAACAAGAUUGGCCAACCAGAAAAGCUUCUCCAUUGCUCAAAGUGCUCCCAAAGUUGCCAUCCCACAUGCGCCGGUUUGACCUUGGAAUUGUUAGAAUAUGUGACCAAAUAUAAAUGGAUGUGCACGGAAUGCAAAGUGUGUUCGCUUUGUCAAGACCAUUCGGAUGAGGAGAAAAUGCUCUUCUGUGACCUUUGUGAUCGAGGGUAUCACACCUAUUGUGUAGGGCUGGACACGAUCCCAAGUGGUCGAUGGCAAUGCGGCAAGUGCACUGUUUGCUCAUCUUGCAAUGUACGCGAUCCCCCGGGAACGAACGUGCUUCAGAGUGAACAUCGUUGGGUGUACGAGUUCAAAACGAGUGCUCUAACCGGCAGUAAAGUGUAUUCGCACGCCAUGUGUAAGCCGUGUCAUAGAUCGUGGAAGAAAGGGAGUUUUUGCCCGGAGUGUACCGUUGUCUUUGGUCGUGAACCUGACAAAGCGCAAGAGGAGAUCGAGUAUUACAAUUGUUGGGUAUGCACCCGCCCACAUCAUAGCUACUGUGUGGGUCAGGCUACGUUUAUCUGCGGGUUCUGCCAGAAGAAGACACUAGAGAAGAGCCUGGGUUCAGUGGCACGCAACGCCAAUUUGCGGGACUUUUCCGAGCCCGCGGGCAACGGUGCGCCCACUGCCUCGACCGGCCUACCAGACCGAUCCACGUCGCAAUCCACGGCGGGUUAUUCUCGACGCGCUUCCUUGGAGUAUCAACCCGUCACUUGCGAUGUGUGUCAGAAAGUGUAUAAAAAUAAGUCCACCUUGUAUUCACACAAGAACCGAGAUCAUGGAGUCAAGUCUUCCAUAAAAUAAGCAUCAUCAACGAGCCAUCGGAGUUCAAGCUGCAAGGCUGAUGACUAGAUUCAAAAAAGGACAUCGCCUCACUGAUCCUUUUUGGACGUUUGCCGCUCCCUGACCCUGUCCUUUUGUACCCUCAAAUCCCGCAUCAACUGGGUGCUCACGUAAAACCAAUUGGCCACGAUGGAGGCAGCGAUCCCCAAGAAUGGCAUGGACAUCACGAUCGAGAUGAAGAGACCAUGGCUGUCGAAAUACUGAUGGGCCGUGAAGAGUCUGUAAUCGCAGAAAAAUAAAGACACACCCGAAUUAGA
This is a messenger RNA of Tigriopus californicus, 3560 nucleotides long. RefSeq lists its product as uncharacterized. The coding region runs from base 145 to 3264 and encodes 1039 amino acids. The transcript is spliced from 6 exons. NCBI's taxonomy places the organism in Eukaryota, Metazoa, Arthropoda, Copepoda, Harpacticoida, Harpacticidae. The record is from RefSeq and is a predicted model, not a curated record.